GCUGUGCUGGGAGGCAUCGGGCUUUAAGCUGACCUGUUACGGGGUUCUGGCCACGGAAAGGCCUCAAUGUCUCAAUCUCCCGAGUUUAAUCAGGUAAAGGCCCCCGUCACGUGGUGGCUGCGGGACCAGGACCUGUGGGCCGCGCCUGGGAGUAACAAGUGUCGGGCGAGAAGGAAGGAGAGAGGGGAGCCCCGGCCCUUGGUCCCACGUGCGUCACAGCCAUGGCUCAGUUGUUGGCUGGUGGCGGUGACGUGCGGGCGUGCGGCGCCGCCUCUCCCCUUGCCAUCUGUGGGUGACUUGAGCCUCUCGCCGGCAGCCCUGUGCCAAGCUGGGCCUGUUGGUGCCUCGAGGCUCACUCUCGCGUACCGUCCCAUGAGCGUUGCUAUGUUCCUCCAAACUCACCUACUUCUCCAUGUAGCAACGUGGGUGGCUUGGUUUGACGUCAGGCUGAGGUGGCGACAAGACCUCCGCCAGUGAGCCCGUCAAAACGAGGGACGCGGCGCCCUAAGUCACGUGUCGUUCAGGAGGGGGAGAUAAGCACUGUCUUGGCAACUCGAAAGUGAAGAGAGUUAGAGGAGAGUGAGUGAACGAGAGGUAGAGAGAAGGAGAAGGAGAGGUAGGGGUUAAAAUUUAAGAUUGUUCAUAUUGUGUAAAAGCUGAUAAAGAGGAUUCAAAUUCGGUUCAUACAUUCCAGAGUGGUUUUGAAUUCCUAGUUGGCGUCAUUGUGCGAAAAGAAGCAGUAAGUGUUUGGAAAAUAAAAAUAAACCAGGAUAUACUGAAGGAAAAUACAAUAUCAUUACUCUUAUUUGCUUGAAAGUGAGUGUUAAAAACCCAGGAUAUACUAAAGGAAAAAACUGUACCACUACUCUUAAUUGCUUGAAAUGUAGAGAAAUAAAGAAUAUUCAAUAGAAAAAAAAUCACUCAUACUUAAUACAAAUAACAAACAAGAGGUAUUCGUUCACACACAUCAGUAUUGAAACCCUUAACCUUUACUCUCUUAACGGUGACGGAGUGUGCUGGCGUGUGAGCUGGUGUGUGCUGCGUCCCUAUAGGUAAUUUUUUUUUUUUAUGCAAAAGGGAAAUCUGGCGAAGGACAACAUAAGCUUAAACAAAAAGUCCCACUUGAUUGCCAAUUCCCUUAAAUAGUAAUAGAGUUACGCAAAAGUCUGGGACAAAUGUCUUGAAACACAUUAUCUCAGCAGUCAGGCCAAAUGAUGCCACGCCAAGCCCUCAACCAGCGGCCAGGGAAGAGCUACAGUGCACAGUGAGGCCGCGGCAGAAACACACUGUUUAACAUGUUUGGCAAUGGUGUCUCUGGUGGUGAUGGCGGGGGCGGCGGCGACGGUGGUGGAGGUGGUAGAUGAUUUAGCCUCCACGGUGGUUGUGUGAAGAAUCCCCACUCUGUUGCUGAGCGAGUGAGUUAGCAAGAUAAUUCCUCACCCUCGCUUUCAUUACUGCGUGUCUGUUGAGUGGGGAAGUGUGUGGCGAGAAUAAUUUUCCGUUCUUCUUAUUUUCUUUGUCCACUUUGCCUGUCGUGAUGGCGUUCUUCCGUAACUGUCUCGUGGGUGGAGAGUGACGCGAUGUGAAGUGUGUGGCAGCGGCAAAUUAACAAGUACGGACAACCCUUAAGGGAAAUAAAAAGAAAUUGAAGCCACCGACCUCAGAAACACGAGGGCGGGGAAGAAAGAAAGAGUGCUAAGGAAAAGAAAAGAAUAGAGAAAGACUGACAAUUAUAAGAGGUAGAGGA
This is a messenger RNA of Portunus trituberculatus (swimming crab), 1747 nucleotides long. RefSeq lists its product as uncharacterized. NCBI's taxonomy places the organism in Eukaryota, Metazoa, Arthropoda, Malacostraca, Decapoda, Portunidae. The record is from RefSeq and is a predicted model, not a curated record. The transcript is spliced from 2 exons. Bases 67 to 477 code for a protein of 136 amino acids.